CCGACAGCAAACGCCAACAACGCAUACAUCCAAACUCCACCAUCCUCCAUCCACUCUCUCUUGCUUGGAAGCCAACCAUCGAUAUGGGGCUGACCCUCUCCACCGUCUUCAACACGCUCUUUGGCACCAAGGAGCGCCGCAUCCUGAUGGUCGGUCUUGACGCUGCUGGCAAGACCACCAUCCUCUACAAGCUCAAGCUCGGCGAGAUUGUCACGACCAUCCCAACUAUUGGAUUCAACGUGGAGACGGUCGAGUACAAGAACAUCAGCUUCACCGUGUGGGACGUCGGUGGCCAGGACAAGAUCCGCCCCCUCUGGCGUCAUUACUUCCAAAACACCGAAGGUCUCAUCUAUGUUGUGGACAGCAACGACCGCGAGCGCAUCAACGAGGCGCGCGAGGAGCUGAACAAAAUGCUCGAGGAGGACGAGUUGCGAGAUGCCACCCUCCUCGUCUUUGCCAACAAGCAAGAUCUGCCCAACGCCAUGUCUCCUGGCGAGAUUACGGAAAAGCUUGGCCUGACCCAACUCCGCUCCCGCAAGUGGUACAUCCAGGCCGCGUGCGCUACACAGGGCGAAGGCCUGUACGAAGGCCUCGAUUGGCUCUCCAAGGAGCUCGCCAGCAGGCCCUGAUGACUUGACAGUGCAACCCUGGUCUUUGCGCCCAUACACACACAACUCCCUGCAUGCUCGCGCCCACUCGUGCUGUCCCUCUCUCGUCUUGUCGUUCGUUGUCCUGCACACGUUCUUGUGUUUUUGCUUCCUGACUCUGGCUGGCUCUGCUUACGUUCAAUCAAAGUGACCAAUAAAGAACAACACACACACACACACACAAAUACACAUGACACGCAUCCAACAGCAACAGCAAGGCAUGUCAAUCAACA
Messenger RNA from Salpingoeca rosetta, 880 nucleotides. RefSeq names its product ADP-ribosylation factor 5. Gene Ontology annotation, cellular component: cytoplasm; plasma membrane. Gene Ontology annotation, molecular function: GTP binding; GTPase activity. The transcript has 6 exons. Gene Ontology annotation, biological process: vesicle-mediated transport; intracellular protein transport. The coding region runs from base 84 to 629 and encodes 181 amino acids. The record is from RefSeq and is a predicted model, not a curated record. Lineage: Eukaryota; Choanoflagellata; Craspedida; Salpingoecidae.